UUAAAGAUCUUAAAUGUGAGUUUAACUUUUAAAUUUAUUUCAAAUGUUCCGAAUUAAUAAAAUUUUAAAUUUUACACCAAAAUAUUUUUCAACCACUACUAAAUUCGGAUUUAAGGUGGUAACCCAUGAUUAUGAUGCGAUCGUUGUGGGAGCUGGUGGCGCUGGUUUGAGAUCAGCACUUGAGUUGUCGAUUUUAGGACAUAAAACAGCUUGUAUUUCAAAGUUAUUUCCAACCCGUUCACAUACAGUUGCGGCUCAGGGUGGUAUCAAUGCCGCCCUGGGUAACAUGACUGAAGAUGACUGGCGUUGGCACUUUUAUGAUACAGUCAAGGGUUCAGACUGGCUGGGUGAUCAGGACAGCAUUUACCACAUGUGUAAAAGUGCACCUGAGGCUGUGAUUGAACUUGAGAACUUUGGUGUCCCAUUUUCUAGAACUGAAGAUGGAAAAAUAUAUCAGAGAGCGUUUGGAGGCCAGAGUCUUAAUUUUGGCAAAGGUGGUCAGGCCUACAGAUGUGCAGCUGUGGCUGAUAGAACUGGACACUCACUACUCCACACAAUGUACUCCACCUGCCUCAAAUACAAUUGCUCAUUCUUCAUCGAAUAUUUCCUACUCGAUCUCAUCAAACAUCCCACUGAAAAUCGGGUGAUUGGCGGUAUAUUUCUGAGAAUGAGUAAUAUGGAAUUACAUGUGUUUAGGAGUAAUCAUGUGGUAAUUGCUACUGGAGGAUUUGGUAGAUGUUACUUCAGUUGUACAUCAGCUCACAUGUGUACGGGUGAUGGUAACGCAGCUGUGAGUAGACUCGGGUUACCAAACCAGGACAUGGAAUUUGUCCAAUUCCAUCCUACGGGAAUAUACCCCGCAGGAUGUUUAAUUACUGAAGGCUGUAGAGGCGAGGGUGGGAUUUUACGUAACUCUGAAGGUGAGGCUUUCAUGGCAAGAUACGCCCCAGUAGCCAAAGACUUGGCCUCGAGGGAUGUCGUUAGCAGAUCCAUGACCAUAGAAAUAAAUGAAGGACGUGGUUGCGGGCCAAAUAAAGAUCAUCUCUACUUAGAUUUAACACAUUUAAGUGAGGAUGUUUUUAGAGAAAAGUUGCCAGGGAUUACAGAGACCAGCAAGAUCUUUGCAGGAGUUGAUGCUUCCAAAGAGUAUAUCCCAGUACUUCCAACUGUUCACUAUAAUAUGGGCGGAGUGCCCACCAACUAUAAAACUGAAGUUGUCACCACCAGUCCCACGGGUAGUGGGUCAAGUGGUGUUACUGCUGGUAACUUCUUAGGUGACAAAGUUAAGGGUGGUAAGAAGAAGAAAAUGACAGUACCGAAACCCACCAACUCUGGGGAUACCGUGGUCUAUGGGUUGUAUAGUGCUGGUGAGAGCGCAUGUGCAAGUGUACAUGGUGCUAAUAGAUUAGGUGCGAAUUCAUUAUUGGACAUUAUCGUCUUUGGGAAAAUGUCCGGAACCACAAUUAAUCACAAGAUUCAGUCUGAUAAUAGUAAUAAAUCAAAUUUGCCUGAUCCUACACUCUAUAAAGAUGCCAUUGAAAAAGCUUCCAACAAACUACACAAUCUUCUGUCUAACACAACUAACUCUCACUCAGUAAGCUCAGCCAAUGUGGUGAAGCCUAGUGAGCUACGUCUGGAGAUGCAGAAGAGUAUGCAAAAGUAUGUAAGUGUAUUUAGGAAUGGUGACUCAUUGACUGAGGGCCGAGAGAGAAUAAAAGAGUUGGCUAAUCAAUUCCAAUAUGUGAGAAUAAGUGACUCGAGUAAAGUGUUUAAUACAGAUUUACUUGAGGCGCUUGAGCUUGAGAAUUUGUUACAGUUGAGCUUACAAACCGUCACUGGUGCUGAAGCCAGGAAAGAAUCCAGAGGUGCACACUCACGCGAAGACUUCCCCAAACGUGAUGAUGAGAAUUAUAGGAAACAUACUCUCACUUUUCUGCACAAUCCUUCACAACAGUAUGAUGGGAGUUGUGGAGGAUAUGAUGUCGUGGUCGAUUAUCGUAAUGUAAUAGAUGAAACUUUGGGGAAAGAUAUGGAAACUAUUCCACCAUUUGAAAGAACUUACUAAUCUCAUCAAUAUAUUAUAU
This is a messenger RNA of Theileria parva strain Muguga, 2084 nucleotides long. RefSeq names its product FAD binding domain protein (gene sdh1). The coding region runs from base 44 to 2065 and encodes 673 amino acids. The record is from RefSeq and is a predicted model, not a curated record. Gene Ontology annotation, biological process: mitochondrial electron transport, succinate to ubiquinone. NCBI's taxonomy places the organism in Eukaryota, Apicomplexa, Aconoidasida, Piroplasmida, Theileriidae. Gene Ontology annotation, molecular function: flavin adenine dinucleotide binding; electron transfer activity; succinate dehydrogenase (quinone) activity. The transcript has 5 exons.